Molecule: messenger RNA, 270 nt
Organism: Hepatospora eriocheir
Lineage: Eukaryota; Fungi; Microsporidia; Hepatosporidae
Source: the annotation of a GenBank genome assembly
AUGGAACUUAUAAAAGAUUUUAUUAAUAAUUAUAAAUCCAUAUCUCAUAUUAAUGAAAUUGUUGACCAAGAAGAGAAAAGAGAUGAAUUAACACGCAUGGCUAUAGAAGGUGAUAAAGGAAAAGAUCCUGUACUCACACAGGUUGCUAAAAUGUAUCCACGCUACAUAACAAGAAAUGUGAAAAACCUUAAGAUUAAACUUAUUAAAGUUAUUAAAUCAUCUAUAAGGGAAAGUUUAAUACCGAAGGCAAGUCUUUUAUUUCAAAUUUAG